AGUAUCAAAGUCUUAUAUUCAGUUUUCCCAUUAACAUGAACGCAACUUUACCUUACCGGCCAGCGUCAGAAACAGCAUUUUCUUGACGUCACGUGUUGUGAGCUUUUCGCGGGAUAUGAAGGCCUGGCUGUCUCUGAAGGUUAUCUAAAAUUUGAAACAACGAUGCCUCCCAAGAAAAGAGCCAGAGUGAGUAAAAGAUCUCCAAAAUCAGGCAAAAUCGAUGAUAGCGAGGGGACUUCUGCAGCCGACAGGAAGAGGAAAGCUGCAGCUCCUGUUGCGAAAGCUGGAGAGGCCUCUGAGUCUGCGGGACCUGCGGUGUUCACCCACUGGCUGAUGAAGUCGGAGCCCGAGAGCCGCUUUGAAAACGGCAUUGACGUGAAGUUCGGCAUCGAGGACCUGAAGGCUCUGCCCGAUCAGACCGGCUGCUGGGACGGCGUCCGCAACUAUCAGGCGCGGAACUUCAUGAGGCAGAUGAAAGAGGGACAGCGGGCGUUCUUCUAUCACAGCAACUGUAAGGAGCCCGGGGUCGCAGGGAUCAUGAAAAUUGUGAAGGAGGCCUAUGUGGACCACACUCAGUUCGACAAGAAAGACGUCCACUACGACGCGAGCAGCAAGCCAGACAGCCCCAAGUGGAGCAUGGUAGACGUCCAGUUUCAAAGAACGAUGAAGAGGUUUCUUCCUCUUUCGGAGCUGAAGAAGUACCACCUCCAGCACCGUGCCAACGGAGGACCUCUGAAGGACGUGGCUCUGUUUACCAGGGCCAGGCUCUCCGUUCAGCCCCUCACCUCGGAAGAGUUUGACUUCAUCUUGAGUCUGGAGGACAAGGAGCCGCUGUGAAGAUCGUGGGACCCCGACGCGAAGUGACAUCCUUGGCCGUGAAAUGUACCAGUUGGAAAAAAAGAUUUUAUGGCGUAGAACUAUAAAUUUGUUUAUUAUGGCCCAAGAUUACCUUUUUGGAGCUUUUUUUUUGCAGGAAUGACUUUUUGCAGGAAUGAGUUGUAUAAUAGAAGCCAAAAGAUGCAUUCACAGGAUAUAAAGGAUAAUGCCACCGGUUUUGAUGGUUACUGCUUAGAGCUAACCUUCAGUUUAACCUUAAAAAAAAAAAGAUAUAAAAAACGGUAAUACUACAUCAUUAUUAUUAAUGCAGAAAUGUUGGCCCACUUAAAAGCAUGUCCACUAACUACACAGUAUGUGCGCUAAUUAUUGUUGUGGCCUACACAGACGUGGAGGAAGCUGCUAAACAUGGCAGCAGGCAGGCAGCCAUUGAAACCCUCUUUAAGGAGGGCAAACAUCAACAUGUUUUUUUUCUGUAAAAGGGACUGGUUGUUCAGAGCGCUGUGCUCA
Fundulus heteroclitus (mummichog) is the source of this 1344-nucleotide messenger RNA. Its product is annotated as thymocyte nuclear protein 1-like. The record is from RefSeq and is a predicted model, not a curated record. The transcript has 8 exons. Gene Ontology annotation, cellular component: nucleus. Lineage: Eukaryota; Metazoa; Chordata; Actinopteri; Cyprinodontiformes; Fundulidae. The coding region runs from base 163 to 837 and encodes 224 amino acids.